Molecule: messenger RNA, 2795 nt
Organism: Manihot esculenta (cassava)
Lineage: Eukaryota; Viridiplantae; Streptophyta; Magnoliopsida; Malpighiales; Euphorbiaceae
Product: cation/H(+) antiporter 18
Exons: 3
Coding region: 267-2684 (805 amino acids)
Biological process (GO): regulation of pH; proton transmembrane transport
Cellular component (GO): membrane; endomembrane system
Molecular function (GO): antiporter activity
Source: RefSeq, a predicted model, not a curated record
UAGGAUAACGCAGAGGUUGCCAGAAACUUCGCCUAUCGAUAUUUACGUGAAAGGGUAGGCCUAAAUUUUCAACUAUCUCCGUCCACCUAAGCAUGACCUGCUUUCUAUGUUUGAAACAAACAACUACAGAAAGAUUUAUGGAUAUUUUCAUGUAUUUUUGGCCUUUUGAUAAAGGCAUUCAGUUAAUAAGGCAACUAAGCAUCAGCUUAUUUCUUUUUUGUGCAGUGAAUAUCUGCGUUUCUUUGUGAUUUAAAAGAAGAAGAAACAUGGCUUCCAAUGCAACGGCAGCGUCAUGUCCCAAACCCAUGAAGCCUACAUCCAAUGGGAUCUUCCAGGGGGAUAAUCCGCUUGAUUAUGCACUGCCUCUUGCCAUCAUACAGAUUAUCCUUGUGAUUGUGCUCACUCGUAUUCUUGCUUUGCUUCUAAAACCAUUGCGACAACCGCGUGUCAUCGCUGAGAUUAUUGGAGGCAUACUGCUUGGGCCAUCAGCUCUGGGUCGGAACACACACUAUCUGAAUAGUAUUUUCCCGGCAAGAAGCCUCACAGUGUUAGAUACUUUAGCCAAUCUUGGUCUCCUUUUCUUUCUGUUCCUUGUUGGCCUUGAGUUAGACCUAAAGGCCCUUCGUCAGACAGGAAAGAAGGCUUUAAUGAUAGCUGUUGCAGGGAUUAGCUUUCCCUUUGUUUUAGGAAUCGGAGUAUCAUUUGUUCUUCGGAAAACUAUCUCUGGAGGUGUUAAAGAAGCUCCAUUCCUUGUCUUCAUGGGGGUGGCCCUUUCUAUCACUGCUUUCCCUGUCUUGGCUCGUAUUUUGGCAGAACUCAAGCUUUUAACUACUGAUGUUGGUCGCAUGGCAAUGUCGGCAGCAGCCGUAAAUGAUGUUGCAGCAUGGAUUUUACUUGCUCUUGCCAUUGCUCUCUCUGGAACCGGACAUUCACCUCUCACAUCUUUAUGGGUGCUUUUGUCUGGGGUUGGAUUUAUUAUCUGUUGCAUAGCCAUUAUCCCUUUCGUCUUUAAAUGGAUGGCGCACCGUUGUCCUCAGGGUGAGCCAGUAAAUGAAAUGUAUGUGUGUGCUACAUUAGCCACUGUUUUGGCAGCAGGUUUAUGCACUGAUUGUAUUGGAAUUCAUGCCCUUUUUGGUGCAUUUGUGAUUGGUAUUCUUAUCCCAAAAGAGGGACCAUUUGCUGGUGCCCUUGUUGAAAAAGUUGAAGAUCUUGUAUCUGGUCUCUUCCUUCCCUUGUAUUUUGUCUCUAGCGGAUUGAAGACUAAUGUAGCUACAAUUCAUGGAGCUCAAUCAUGGGGUUUAUUGGUUUUAGUCAUAAGCACAGCAUGUUUUGGGAAGAUAGUUGGAACCCUAGUGGUCUCUCUCUUAUGUCGCAUCCCUAUCCGUGAAGCUGUAACUUUGGGGUUCUUGAUGAAUACUAAAGGGUUGGUGGAGCUCAUUGUCCUCAACAUAGGUAAAGAUCGAAAGGUGCUGAACGAUGAAACCUUUGCUGUCUGUGUUCUAAUGGCUAUCUUCACAACCUUCAUCACAACACCUAUAGUUGUAACAGUAUAUAAACCUGGUAAACGAGCGAUUAGACCUGAUUAUAAGCACAGAACAAUUGAGAGAAAAGAUCCAGAUUCUGAGCUUCGGAUUUUGUCAUGUUUCCAUAGUACGUGGAACAUCCCUACAUUGAUCAAUCUCAUCGAGUUUUCACGUGGAACUGAGAAGAGACAAGGACUCUGUGUCUACGCUCUGCACCUUAUGGAGCUCUCUGAGAGGACAUCUGCAAUCCUUAUGGUCCAUAAGGCAAGAAAGAAUGGACUGCCUUUUUGGAAUAAGUUGCGGCAGCAUGAUACCAACCAAGUAGUUGUUGCUUUUGAGGCUUUCAGACAGCUGAACCGUGUUUUUAUUCGUCCAAUGACAGCAAUCUCAGCAAUGCAUGACAUGCAUGAAGAUAUCUGCCGCAGUGCUGAAAGGAAAAGGGCUGCAAUGAUAAUCCUCCCAUUCCACAAGCAUCAGAGAUUGGACGGGACAUUGGAGACAACUCGAAGCGACUUUCGUUGGGUCAAUAAGAGGGUCCUUGACCAUGCUCCAUGCUCAGUUGGGAUUUUGGUAGAUCGUGGGCUCGGUGGAGGCACUCAUGUAUCUGCAAGCAAUGUUUCAUCCACUGUGACAAUCUUGUUCUUUGGGGGACGUGAUGAUCGGGAAGCUCUUGCUUAUGGUGCGAGAAUGGCUGAGCACCCUGGAAUCAGUUUAAAUAUCGUACACUUCACAGCAAGCGAUGAUAUUAUGAGGCAGAUGGUGAAAAUUGAUAUUACUGAGGAAUCCAGCACUUCAUCAGAAUCAGCUGAUAAAACAUUUCUAGCUAGCUUUAAGAAGAGUUCAGAUGACAACUCCAUCAAAUUUGAAGAGAGAGAAGUGAGUAGUGCUAAAGAAAUUGUUGAAGUCGUUAAGGAGUUCAGUCGCUGCAAUCUGUUUGUUGUCGGUCGAAUGCCUGUGGGUCCUGUGGCCGCAACUUUGACCGAAAGGACCGAGUGUCCUGAACUGGGUCCUGUAGGCGACAUCUUGACUUGUAAUGAUUUGGCAACUUCAGCAUCUGUCCUGGUGGUGCAGCAAUAUAAUGGUUCAACAACUUCUCAAGCGGAUUCUAGCAGCUUCAAAAGGGUUGCAGAGUCGCCUGGGGAUGAUUCAGAUACUGUGUAGAUUAGCUCCUCUGUCUGUCAAAUAAACGGAAGAAAGAGGAGAAUAGAAGAGGAAGUUAGCAAAAUUAUCUUUUUGAAAAAUAAGAUUUAUUAAUUAUUUUUUCUUAUUUUU